Messenger RNA from Clunio marinus, 336 nucleotides. The record is from the annotation of a GenBank genome assembly. Lineage: Eukaryota; Metazoa; Arthropoda; Insecta; Diptera; Chironomidae.
UUAAUUGAAAAGCUCACUCAUCCUACAACACAGAAAAACAGAAAGAGAAUAAAAUAAAUUAAAUACAAUGAAAAUUUCGGUACUAUUUUUGCUGUUUCUUUUAACCUUUGCAACUAUUGUGAGUUGUUCGCCAAUGCCAGAUCCUGGCCCUCAAUCAAAAGCUCCCAAAAACGGCAAAGGCAAUAAGAGAAUUAGGAAGGUUGCUCGAGGUCCCUUCGACUUAUUUAAUCGACUGCUCUAUAAAUCUUUGCUUAUCGAUGAAAAGCAUCACUACGUUCUUUCACAUAAGUACGGAUAAACAGGAGGAACAAACAAACUGCGGAUGAAUCCAUUUCC